UCAGCUAGCAUACAACGGUCUUUCUAUAUAAAUACCGGUGCCUCUCACUCUUCUCCUUCACAAGCCACACCGCGACAAGAAGAUAGGGCAGGAAUUUUAGUAGAAAGAAACUUAGCAGAAAUCUGCAGCAAUGGCGACCAAGAUAUACAUCGUGUACUACUCGACCUGGGGACACGUCGCGACGCUGGCGGAGGAGAUAAAGAAGGGCGCCGACUCCGUCCCCGGCGUGGAGGCCACCAUAUGGCGGGUGCCGGAGACGCUGCCGGAGGGCGUGCUGGCGAAGAUGCACGCGGCGCCCGUGCGCCAGGACCACCCCGUCAUCACGGCGGGCCAGCUGGCCGAGGCCGACGGCGUGCUGUUCGGCACCCCGACGCGGUUCGGCAUGAUGGCGGCGCAGAUGAAGGCCUUCUUCGACUCCACCGGCGGCCUCUGGAAGGAGCAGGCCCUCGCCGGCAAGCCCGCGGGCGUCUUCUUCGCGACGGCCACCCAGGGCGGCGGCCAGGAGUCGACCGCGCUCACGGCCGUCACGCAGCUGGCGCACCACGGCAUGCUGUUCGUGCCGGUCGGGGGCACGCACGGCGCCGGCAUGCUGAUCAUGGACGAGGUCAAGGGUGGCAGUGCGUACGGGGCCGGCACCUUCGCCGGCGCCGACGGUAGCAGGGUGCCCACUGGCGCCGAGCUCGCUUUGGCGGAGCACCAGGGGAGGUACUUCGCCGGCAUCGCUAAGAAGCUCAAGUCCGUCUGAAAUCUGGUUUGCUACACCGUAAUGCAUGCUAUGCAGUGCAAAGAUGAACUCGUCAUGUAUAUGUGGAGCAGGAUUUACACAAUUCUGUUUAAUAACAAUAUAAUACUCCAAAAUUCAAAAUAAAUAAAUUCAAAAAACAAUAUAAUACUCCCUCCAAUAGUUGUUUACCUA
This is a messenger RNA of Triticum urartu, 916 nucleotides long. Its product is annotated as quinone-oxidoreductase QR2. Lineage: Eukaryota; Viridiplantae; Streptophyta; Magnoliopsida; Poales; Poaceae. Gene Ontology annotation, cellular component: membrane. Gene Ontology annotation, molecular function: FMN binding; NAD(P)H dehydrogenase (quinone) activity. The record is from RefSeq and is a predicted model, not a curated record.